Entamoeba dispar SAW760 is the source of this 2568-nucleotide messenger RNA. RefSeq lists its product as uncharacterized. The coding region runs from base 1 to 2568 and encodes 855 amino acids. The transcript has a single exon. The record is from RefSeq and is a predicted model, not a curated record. Gene Ontology annotation, molecular function: protein binding. Lineage: Eukaryota; Evosea; Mastigamoebida; Endamoebidae.
AUGACAACAAUACAUCUACAACAAACAUCGACAAAUCAAAGUCCACCCUUUCAAGAAAAAAGAAAAGAAGAGAUGAAUUCUUUAGAAGAAUCAAGGGAGGAUGAUAGUAGUGAAUAUACAGAAGAAGACAGUUUUGUUUCAAGUCAAACCGAAAGUUAUUCAAGUGAAUCUUCUCAGUCAAUUCAAUUAAGUCAAAACUCAGAAAGGUCAACUGACUCUAUGGAACAAAUGCAAGAAAUAGUUGAUGCAAUGCAAGUACAAAUUCGACAAUAUAAACAAUUAUUAGAAACAACACAAAGUCAUAUGGAAAAACAAAUUAGUACACUUCAAAUGGAAAAUAAAGAGUUAAAAAAUAGGAUAAAAGAAAAAGAUGAGAAAUUAAUUAAAGCAGCAGAUGCAAUCAAAACUAUGGUCAAUGAUAUGAAAGAUUUAGGAGAAGAAAAAAGAAAAAUUGCAGAAGAAAGUGUUAAAGAUAAAGAAGAUUUAGCUGCUUUAUAUAAACGAUUAGGACAAUUAGAAAAUAGCAAUGGUAAAAUAAAUCUCAAUGAACUUGAAGUAUCAAUGAUAUUUAAAUUAGAAAAAAAUCAAAUUGUUUCAGCAGAAAUUAUUAAAAUGAAUGUUGACCAACAAAAACAAGACCUAAAACUUCAAAUUGAAGUCCUUGAAAAGAAUUUAAUGACAAGCAAAAGUGAAUUGUAUUCAUUAAAAUCAAUAAAUGAAGAUCUUAAUAAACAAAUUAAAUCAACAGAAAAUAUUAAAAAAGAGGUCAUUGAAUUACGUAAAGAAAAAUUAACUUUACAAGGAAAAAUUGAUGAAUUAAAUACCAUUAUUUCUAACCUAAAACAUUUAAAAAAGAAUAGGAUUAGUAUUAAAGGAGAAUCUAAUGAAUCAAAUUCUUUUAAAGAAGAUGCUAUUGAUAUUAUUAGUAGAAUAACUACUUUUAAACCACAAGGAAUGUUUGACCAAACAACUUAUGAAGAAUUUGCUUUAUUACAAGAACAAAAUGCACUUAAUCCAUUUAUGUUUACUCAUGUACAAGCACAGUGUACUGCUAAAUUAAAAAAUACAUUUAAUUCAUUUAUUAAAACAUCACAAAUACCUUCAAUUCAAGCAAUUAAGGAUUAUAGUGAAAUAUAUAAUAAUGUCUCAAAUAAAUGUUUCUUUGCUACAUACCUUAAACGUGAAGCUCCUCACUUAAAAGUUUAUCAUGAUGUACUUAUUGAAAUAACUCAAUUUAAUGCAAAAUAUUGUAAAGUUAAACCAACAACAACAUUAAAGAAAAGUAUUAAUAAUUUAAUUUUUAGUUCAAGUUCUAAUACAUCAGCUGCAACAAAUGUAAUGAAUAAUCAAUGGCUAAGAAAAAGAAGAGCAACAGCAGUAAGUGUAAUACCUAAAUAUCAAGACUAUUCUUUAUUAGCAAAACAAUUAUCUCAAACAACAAUUAAAGAAGAUAUAAAAGAAAGAGUUAAUAUAAAAGAAGAAAAUAGGUUAUAUAAAUUGCUUUGUUGGACAGGAAAAGAUAUUUGGGCAUGUAUUAAACCAACUAAUAAUAAAAGUAUUAUUCAUGUAUUCAAUAAUAUUAAUGAAAACCCAAUACAAAUCCUUGAAAUAGAAGGAAAUAUUUGUGCUAUUAUUUAUUAUAAUGGAAAAGUAUAUAUUGGUAAAACAAAUAGUGUUAUUGAAUGUUAUAAUAGUAAUGACUAUACUAAGAAAAAUGAAUACCAUUUAGAAAGUGAAGGUGCUAUAACUCAUUUAGAAAGUGUAGGAAGAAAAGUAAUUGGAUUAACAGAAGAUAAGAAUUAUAUUGAGAUAGAUAUUAAACAUGAUAAAAAGAAUGAAAAAAAAUUAUCGUUACAAAGUGAUAUUAGAACAGCAGCGUUAGUUGAUAAUUCAUUAUGGAUUGGUACAUUUGCAGGGUUACAUAUAUGUGAUCCAGAUAAGAAAAGAAAAACAAGUAUAGUAAAAGAAAUUGCAAAGAAUGAAAUUAUGCAAGUAAUAAGAGCAUAUGACUCAGUAUGGGUUGUUAUGAAAGACAAUAUUUAUAUUAUUGAUAUUCUAUCACAAAAUGUUAAAAAAGUUAUUUCUGCUCCAAUAGAAAAAAUAAAACUUAUUGGAAAACAAGUCUGGAUAUUACAAAAAACUGGAGAUAUUAAAGUUUAUGAUAGUGAAAAACUUGAACUUGUUACUGAACACCAUAUCACUACAAAACCUUUAAUUGAUAUAAUUCCCGUUUUUAAAACUUUAAAUAAAUCAUCAACUUCUAAGAAAAAUGAAUGGGUUUGUAUUAUUUGUGAUGAAGACGGUAAAUUUAGUAGUAUAGGAACUAACUAUCCUUAUCAUAAUUGGACUGCAAUUCCUUCAACAGAAUUAAAUACCCAUACUUGUUAUAAAUGUAAUAAAAAAUUUAAUAAAGGUGGUAUUUAUUGUAAAAACUGUGGAAGAGUUUUUGUAUGUGACAAAUGUAGAGAAAAUGUUGAUUUUAUAUCCUCAUUAACUUCUACAGAACUUUGUAUUCAUUACCCAACGAAAAAACCUUCAACUAAAUCUUCAUUAAAAAAGAAACUAUAA